Emiliania huxleyi CCMP1516 is the source of this 600-nucleotide messenger RNA. RefSeq lists its product as hypothetical. The coding region runs from base 1 to 600 and encodes 199 amino acids. The record is from RefSeq and is a predicted model, not a curated record. The transcript is spliced from 4 exons. NCBI's taxonomy places the organism in Eukaryota, Haptophyta, Isochrysidales, Noelaerhabdaceae.
AUGCGCAUGCUCUUCCUCGUGCUCGUCGCGCGCUCGGGAGCCGGAGUGGCGGGGUCGGAGCUGCUGCAACGGCGCGAGUGGCCGCGAGGGGUCGUGCUGGGGCUCGCCAGAGAACGAGGCCACGGCGCGGCGCUCGCGGCGGCGCACGGGGCAGCUUUGAGCAGUGCAGCGCCUCAACAUCAGCUUCAAGCAGUGCAGCGCAACGCCAGUGGCCUCUCUGGAGCUGUGCGGCGGCUGGCGGGCCUGUGCGACGGCGCCGAUCCGUGGGCUCGGGACGCGCAGUCGGCUCGCGUGCCGGUUGCCGAGUCAGCCUGGCUGGCGAGAAGCGCCAAGGCCUUCCCUGCAUUCUGGGCGCUGCCCAGAAGUGCGCAGUGCCUUUGCUGCGCCGACGGGCGGCCUCGAUGCGGAUCGCCGCGAGUGGCGUGGGAGCCUCCAGUGGCACGGUCGUUGCCCAACUUUGACUAUCGAUUGCCGCCGGAACCGGAGGCCGACUUCCUCAACCAACCAAACCUCAUUACCGACUGCCGGACCCUGCACAUCACCGACACUCGCACGCGAACAGUCCAGCCCGACAUUCAAGAGACAACUCCCAUUAGCUAA